AUGGAGGUGAAAUACGCUCGCCUCACCGACUACCUCAAGCUCGAAUCACUCACCUUCACAUGUCUAUCGGCGCCGGCAAAGCUCCGGAAAGGGGCGGGAGGGGGAAAGGAUGGAGCGGCGGCGGCGGCGGCGGCGGCGAAUAAUCCGGCGGGGGCGGCGCUGUCGCCGAUCCUGGCCUCGUCGCUAGGGCUGAACCGGAUCAAGACGAGAUCGGGGCCGCUGCCGCAGGAGGGGAUCCGCGGCGAGCACCGGAUCUCGGGGCUCGGGAGCAGCAACCUCUCGAGGGGGCAGGCAGAUGGGGGCGGUGGGUGCUCGACGUCUUCGUCAUCCUCGGCGGCAGGCGGCAUGGGGAAGAAGGACGCGAGGGGGCUCGGGAAGGUCCUGGAGCCGCGCACAGGCUGGAAUGAGGGGCCGGAAGUGACGCCGGAGGCUCAGAUUGGGUUCCAGACGCACGGCAGCAGUCGGAAUUCCGCAAAAACAGGGAGUGGGAAGAUUAAUACAUCAUGGAAACUUCCCGAAGAUAUAAAAACUUCUGCCACUUUUACACCAGCUGCAGAGUCUCCAUAUGAUCCUUGCGAAACACCUACAGAAUCUGAGUCUCCCCGUUUUAAAGAGAUAAUGCAGGCUACAAGUGCACCGAGAAAGAGGUUCCCUGGGGAUGUAAAAAGCUUUUCGCAUGAGUUGAAUUCUAAAGGAGUUCGGCCAUUUCCAUUUUGGAAGCCUCGAGGCAUAUACAACUUAAAGGAGGUGCUCAAAGUCAUUCAGGUGAAAUUCGAGAAAGCAAAGGAGGAAGUGAACUCAGACCUGGCUGUUUUUGCAGGGGACUUGGUUGGCAUUAUGGAAAAAUAUGCAGAUACGCAUCCUGAAUGGAAAGAAACGUUAGAAGAUCUGCUGAUACUUGCUCGGAGCUGUUGUGUCAUGACACCUGGCGAGUUCUGGAUCCAGUGUGAAGCCAUAGUGCAGGACUUAGAUGACCAUCGCCAGGAACUUCCUAUGGGGGUACUAAAGAAAUUAUAUACUCGUAUGCUGUUUAUUCUUACUAGAUGCACAAGAUUGCUUCAGUUCCACAAGGAAAGUGGCUUUGCUGAGGAUGAAGUCGUUAUGGAUCUUCGUGAACCUAGAAUUGUACAGUCUGCUGAUAGAAAAAUUUCAGCUGGACCAGCUAUAGAUGGCAAAAGCACUAAAGUUAUAAAGAGCUCCAAUGAGGCAGCUUCCUCAAGAAAAUCUUAUAGUCAAGAACAGCGUAACUUGAAGUGGAAAAGAAGUCAAGAGAUAAAGCCGGUCAAUUUCUUUUCACCACUUGGGGCGGAAAUUGGGAAGGAUAGUGAAUCCCCUGCUAGCAGAGAGCGAAUGGCUUCUUGGAAGCCCUUCCCUUCUCCUGGUGUUAAACAUCAAAAAGCAGCUAGUUCCCUUGCUAAAGAGGAACCAUCAAACAGGGUUGUCGAACCUUCACACUUUACGAGUAAAAGAGAUAUGAUCUCAACCACUAUAAACCCCCCUGAAUUACCUAGUUCCUUAGAUUCUUGUGCUCAACCAUCUAUUGAAACGAAGCAUCAGCACAAAGUUUCUUGGGGUAAUUGGUCUGAUCAACCGAAUAUUUCUGAAGAUGGCUCAAUAAUGUGUCGCAUUUGUGAGGAGCAUGUGCCCACUCUCUAUGUGGAAGAUCAUUCAAAGGUCUGUGCCAUUGCAGACAGGUGUGAUCAGAAAGGUGUAAGUGUUGACGAACGCCUUCUAAGAAUUGCUGAAACCUUAGAGAAGAUGAUAGAGUCUUACCCCCAAAAGGAUCAUCCGAAUGCAGUUGGAAGUCCAGAUGUUGCAAAAGUUUCUAAUUCAAGUGUAACUGAAGAGUCUGAUGUUCUUUCUCCGAAGCUCAGUGAUUGGUCCCGAAGAGGAUCGGCUGACAUGCUGGACUGCUUUCAAGAGUCUGACAACCCUAUCUGUUUUGACGAUCUAAAGAAUUUGCCAUCUAUGACGUGUAAAACUCGUUUUGGACCAAAGUCUGAUCAAGGAAUGGCUACCUCAUCGGCAGGAAGCAUGACUCCUCGGUCUCCUUUGGUGACGCCACGAUCGCAUCACAUAGACGUUCUUUUAGCCGGGAGGAAUGCACUUGCUGAGAGUGAUGAUCUUCCACAGAUAAUUGAACUUGCUGAUAUUGCUCGAUGCAUAGCAAAUGCACCUUUGGAUGAAGAACGAUCUUUGUCAUACUUAGUUUCAUGCGUAGAAGACCUACAAGAAGUUAUCAACCGUCGGAAACAUGAGGCCCUUACCGUUCAGACAUUUGGCACACGUAUAGAGAAGCUCCAUCGGGAGAAGUACUUGCAGCUUUGUGAUACAGUUGACACUGAAAAGAUAGAUAUAACGAGUACUGUAAUGGAUGAAGAAGAUGAUGUGGUCCGUAGCUUGCGAGCAAGCCCUGUUCAUCCUAUUACUAAGGAGCGUACAUCUAUUGACGACUUCGAAAUCAUAAAACCGAUUAGCCGUGGAGCAUUUGGUCGAGUUUUCUUGGCAAAGAAAAGAACAACAGGAGAUCUGUUUGCUAUAAAGGUCCUUAGAAAGGCAGAUAUGAUUCGGAAAAAUGCUGUUGAGAGUAUAUUGGCUGAACGUGACAUCCUGAUCACAGUUCGAAAUCCUUUUGUGGUACGUUUCUUUUAUUCCUUUACAUCUCGGGAGAACUUAUAUCUUGUUAUGGAGUACCUAAAUGGGGGAGACCUAUAUUCAAUGCUGAGAAAUUUAGGGUGCUUGGAUGAGGAUGUUGCCCGGAUAUAUAUUGCAGAAGUUGUACUUGCUUUGGAGUACUUGCACUCUUUGCGUAUAGUUCAUCGAGAUUUGAAGCCUGACAAUUUGCUGAUAGCUCAUGAUGGUCAUAUCAAGUUGACGGACUUUGGCCUGUCCAAGGUCGGCCUUAUUAACAGUACGGAUCUAUCCGGUCCAGCUGUAAGUGGGACAUCAUUAUAUGGCGAAGAUGAACCUCAGAUAUCUGAAUCAGAGCACACAGAUCAACGAGAGCGGCGGAAAAAGCGUUCUGCUGUUGGCACUCCUGAUUAUCUGGCACCGGAGAUCCUCUUAGGCACAGGACAUGGUGAAAGUGCAGAUUGGUGGUCUGUAGGUGUUAUUCUCUUUGAACUCAUUGUUGGGAUACCACCAUUUAAUGCUGAACAUCCUCAGACAAUUUUUGACAAUAUUCUAAACCGUAAGAUACCUUGGCCUCAAGUACCUGAAGAGAUGAGCUAUGAAGCCCAAGAUCUAAUCGACAAAUUAUUGACAGAAGAUCCUCAUCAAAGGCUUGGAGCCCAAGGUGCAUCAGAGGUGAAACAGCAUGUCUUUUUCAAAGAUAUUAGCUGGGACACUAUAGCAAGGCAGAAGGCUGCAUUUGUUCCCUCUUCAGACAGUGCACUUGAUACUAGCUAUUUCACUAGCCGUUACUCUUGGAAUCCAUCAGACGAACACAUCUAUGAAGCGAGUGAGUUUGAGGAUUCCAGUGAAAAUGGAAGUGUUAGUGGGAGUAGCAGUUGUGUAAGCAAUCGCCAAGAUGAAGUGGGGGACGAGUUUGGAGGGCUUGCUGAGUUUGAGUCUAGCUCAUCUGUCAAUUAUUCAUUCAGCAACUUUUCAUUCAAGAAUCUUUCCCAGCUUGCAUCAAUCAACUAUGAUCUGCUCAGCAAGGGCUUGAAAGAAGAUCUACCACCAAAACCAGGAAGUUGAAAAAGCAGUUCUGUCGGAAGUUUCUCAUUGAUUCAAAUUAAGCAGGAACCAUAAAGCACUUGAAAUGGAGCUUGUACAGCUUGUAAAUAUUGGAGCUCAAGACACAUGGCAAAAGCCUUUCUCCUCUCCCUAAGCUGCAGCAUUGUUGCGUGAAGUUGACCUACACUUUUAGCACCCAUGGUCUUGCGUAUUAGUGUUAUCAUUCACGGCAACAAGAGACAGCCUUGGCCAUCAUUUUUGUCCUUUUUGUGCUGAUGUUUUUACAGGGUAAGAUGGAUUAGCCUUAGAUUCUUCACCACCCCCAUCUUCCCUUAAAGCCAAGUGAGGUCAUGGUCCAUGUUUCUUUAAAAUUGAGGGAGAAAUAGAGAGAAAAAGAGAGGUAGGCUUUCAUUAUCCGGUUCUUGGCAUUGGAUGGAACAAAUGGUUAUUGAAGGUAAAAGGAUUCAGUUUUCCAUUUGGUUGAUCAA
This is a messenger RNA of Ananas comosus (pineapple), 4166 nucleotides long. RefSeq names its product probable serine/threonine protein kinase IREH1. Gene Ontology annotation, biological process: intracellular signal transduction; peptidyl-serine phosphorylation. The coding region runs from base 1 to 3699 and encodes 1232 amino acids. Lineage: Eukaryota; Viridiplantae; Streptophyta; Magnoliopsida; Poales; Bromeliaceae. The transcript has 19 exons. The record is from RefSeq and is a predicted model, not a curated record. Gene Ontology annotation, molecular function: protein serine/threonine kinase activity; ATP binding.